This is a messenger RNA of Hipposideros armiger (great roundleaf bat), 5496 nucleotides long. RefSeq names its product CHM like Rab escort protein (gene CHML). Gene Ontology annotation, biological process: protein geranylgeranylation; vesicle-mediated transport; small GTPase-mediated signal transduction. The transcript has a single exon. Gene Ontology annotation, cellular component: cytoplasm; Rab-protein geranylgeranyltransferase complex; cytosol. NCBI's taxonomy places the organism in Eukaryota, Metazoa, Chordata, Mammalia, Chiroptera, Hipposideridae. Gene Ontology annotation, molecular function: GDP-dissociation inhibitor activity. The record is from RefSeq and is a predicted model, not a curated record. The coding region runs from base 296 to 2218 and encodes 640 amino acids.
UUUACUGCUAAGAUGAAAUGCAGAAAUGAAAGCCACACAUCCAUUUUAGUAUUCUCAGAUGUGAUUAAAUGUACUUUAUCAUGUUUUUGUGCUACUGACCUGUAAGGAAAACAAACACUAAAAAGGGAUAACAGUACAGCUAGGACCUGCAGGAUCGAUACUUCUGGGAUGAACUGGAACAUCACAAGGAGAGAUUUUUUUAUUCCAGCGUAUUCACAGCUCUUCUGAGGCCUCACCCUAGAUUCGUACACAUUUCUUUCAUCAACAGUCAUCACAGGACACUUUAUUUCUCAGGAUGGCAGACGGUCUCCCUACAGAGUUUGAUGUGGUUAUUAUAGGGACAGGUUUACCUGAAUCCAUCCUUGCAGCUGCAUGUUCAAGAAGUGGUCAGAGGGUUCUGCAUAUUGAUUCAAGAAGUUACUAUGGAGGAAACUGGGCUAGCUUCACCUUUUCAGGAUUGCUCUCCUGGUUGAAGGAGUAUCAGCAAAACAGUGACAUUGGAGACAAAAGUACUGCUACAUGGCAAGAUCUGAUCCAUGAGACAGAAGAAGCCAUCACUCUUCAUAGGAAGGAUGAAACCAUUCAACACACAGAAGUGUUUUGUUAUGUCCGUCAGGACAUGGAUGACAAUAUUGAAGAGAUUGAUGAUCUGCAGAAAAAUCCUUCCUUGGUGACAUCUGGUACCCUUUCUAAACUUCUGGAUUCUGCAUGCUUGUCUGAAGAAAUGCACUCAUUAUAUGGUACGAGCCACGGAAUAUCUGCCAAAGAAAUUCCAAAAAAUGAUGGAGAGAUUUUACUAGAAGUAACUGGUAUAGAGGAAUCUCAGGUGAAAGAAAAAUAUUAUGGAGAUAAAACUUGUAUACACACCUUUGCAGAUGGAGAUAAAGAUGAAAACAAACCUAUAGUGGAAGACAACACUGAUCUACCAAAGAGAAAUAGGAUUACUUACUCUCAAUUAGUUAAAGAAGGUCGAAAGUUUAAUAUUGACUUGGUAUCAAAGCUGCUAUAUUCUCAAGGAUUGCUGAUUGAUCUUUUAAUCAAAUCAAAUGUUAGUCGUUAUGCUGAAUUUAAAAAUGUCACUAGGAUUCUUACAUUUCGAGAAGGAAAAGUAGAACAGGUGCCUUGUUCCAGAGCAGAUGUAUUUAAUAACAAAGAACUCACUAUGGUUGAAAAGAGAAUGCUAAUGAAGUUUCUUACAUUUUGUUUAGACUAUGAACAACAUCCUGAUGAAUACCAAGAUUUUACACAGUGCUCAUUUUCAGAGUACUUAAAAACUAAAAAAUUAACCCCCAACCUUCAACAUUUUGUACUACACUCCAUUGCAAUGACAGAGUCAUCCUGUACUACAAUAGAUGGCCUUAAAGCAACAAAAAACUUUCUUCAGUGUCUUGGACGGUUUGGCAAUACUCCGUUUUUAUUUCCUUUGUAUGGCCAAGGGGAAAUUCCCCAGUGUUUCUGCAGGAUGUGUGCAGUUUUUGGUGGAAUCUAUUGUCUUCGCCAUAAAGUACAAUGCCUUGUAGUUGACAAAGAAUCUGGAAGAUGUAAAGCAAUCAUAGAUCACUUUGGUCAAAGAAUAAAUGCUAAGUAUUUUAUUGUGGAGGAUAGCUACCUUUCUGAGGAAACAUGUUCUAAUGUGCAGUACAAGCAGAUCUCCAGGGCAGUGCUCAUUACAGAUCAGUCUGUACUAAAGACAGAUUCAGAUCAGCACAUUUCCAUUUUGAUAGUGCCUCCAGCGGAACCCGGGAUGUGUGCUGUUCGGGUCACUGAAUUAUGUUCUUCAACUAUGACAUGCAUGAAAGACACCCAUCUGGUACAUCUGACCUGUUCAUCUUCUAAAACAGCAAGAGAAGACUUAGAAUCAGUGGUAAAGAAAUUGUUCACCCCAUAUGCUGAGACCGAAAUAGAUAGGGAAGAACUUACAAAGCCAAGACUCUUGUGGGCUCUCUAUUUUAAUAUGAGAGAUUCCUCAGGAAUCAGCAGAAGCUCAUAUAGCGGCUUACCUUCCAAUGUAUAUGUCUGCUCUGGGCCUGACUGUGCACUAGGAAAUGAGCACGCAGUCAAGCAAGCUGAAACACUUUUCCAGGAGAUCUUCCCAGGUGAAGAAUUCUGCCCCCCACCUCCAAAUCCAGAAGACAUUGUCUUUGAUGGUGAUGACAAGCAACCAGAGGCUCCUGGAACCAAUAAUAUAAUCAUGGCCAAACUAGAAUCCUCUGAAUGAAGCAAAAACCUAGAAAGCCCAGGGAAGCACCUUCAACAUUAGAAAAAAGCGAACUGGAACUGCUACUUUGGGCCUUCAUCCUAGCAUCAGAAUAUUCUCAUUGAAAGGACAGUUUCCUACACAAGUAAAUUAGAAGUGGUUAUAUGAUGCGUGCUAUGCAGAUGUUGUCUUUAAUUCUGUUUGAGACAUUCAGUCAUUGAAUGUCUUUGUUAAUCUAUAAGUAACUGAUUUAUUGGUUAUUGGACUUUGUUUGUUUCAGAAUGUACUCCAUGACCCAGAAUCUUAAACAGGGUUAGCUUUAUUUUAGUAUUGAUAUGUAUGUGAGGAUUCCAUAUUAGCAACUGUGCUUAAAGGAAGGUAAUAUUGUAUCUGCUAAUGACCUUCAGAUUUUAUUGUGACAUUGACAAUAUCUAAGGAAUAUUUUACUUUGCAUCUAUUGUAGUUGCUACCACCUCUGAAUAAAACACACACAGAGUAAAUUAUGUGGGUCUUUUGUAUAUAAUAUAAACAUAUACAUGGUAACAAUAACAAUUAAUACAAAUGCCAAUAUGAUAAAAUACAUUUGUCUAAUUAAAAGGUUAGCUUUGCAUGAUCUUUUAUUUGUGAAGGUCUGACGUUUACAGUAAGUCUUGUGGUUUAAUUCUCCUGCUUGACCCUUGUAACCGAUGAGUCAAUGUUACCACCACAAUCUCCUCCUUUAGAAAAAGUGCCAGAGAGCUCAGUUAGUUGUUGAAGAGCUCAUUCUUUGGAGCUUCUGUCCAAAGAAAGUCUAGGGGAUAACAUUAGUUCUGAUUUAAUACUUCAGAAAAUUUCUGCAGAGUCCAACUCUGGCACCUAAAAGAAAAGAAUUUCCAAUAAGUAACUCAGGCCAAAAGAAAAAAAUAAAUUGCCCCAGGAAAUAGAUACUUCAGACGGAUGGUUCUGAAAUUUCAAGGAGAAACCAAGUGAGUCGUUUUUAACCUGGGAUUGAUUUCCUGAGAUUUUUCAGUGAAAAUUAACUUUCCACCUUGUUGGCUCUCCCUCUGUAAUUAACAGCACUAAUUACAACUGGUAGGAGUGAAUCAGAGGAGGAUUUACCACGUCCCUUUGGUUGUGUCCCACGCCACAAAUAAUAAGGUAACCACCUCCAUAAUUUCUUCUGCUUCUUGGCGGUUAUCUAGAAGACAGAAAUAUUUGUUUUUCACAAAACCACCAGAAGUCAUAAAGCUGUUGUUACUCCAGUGUUGGAAGCCUGUGGAGCCAUCAGAAGAGGCAAACUUCCUUCCCUUUUAGUCCCCUGUUUCCAUUUCUCAGAGAAUAGUCAUCUUGUAGGAAGAGAGCCCUUCUGUGACAGUUUUUGUUCUGGAACGAAGCAUUUACUACAUGCUAGGCACUCACUGUGCUUUUUCAUUACAGAUUCUCAACAACCCUGUGAGGCAGAUGUUAUUGAACAUAUUUGCAAAGAGGUAAUAAAGACAAUUAAUAAUUUGCUCAGAGUUUGAUAUGUGGAAAAGCCAACAUUGGAAUCCAGGCUUUCAUGAUUUCAAAAUCUUUCCACUAACGUUAACUGUUAGAAGAGUGCAGUUACUGUAGAAGAAAAAAUGCUGAUGAAAAUCAGUCUAGUGUUACUGGGGAAGAAAAGUAUACAGAAGUUGGUCUCUCACUUUAUUGAAUCAGAAAUAUGUUAAGAUUAAGGUAAUUGAAAAUAAAUAUAGCUUAGAGUUAUGGAUCUCAUGAAGCAGAAUUUGGCUACUUUUUCAUAAAGUAAUGCUUUUUAAUAAUGUGUUCUGUGAUGUGAACAUCAUGUUAUAAAAAAUACAGAUGUUACUAGGGCAAAAUAUAUUCUGAAUAGCCUUUUGUCGCUCUUCCAUAUGUGAGGAAAAUAAAACAAGAAAGAUGUAAGUAAUUUACACCUUACUAAAAGUAGAGAAGCCAUGAAUUAGAGGAUAUAUUUGAAUACAGUAAAGUGGUAUUAUUGGGUGGAUCCUAAGUUUCAAAUCUAGUGAAACUGCCUGAAAUAAACCUAAAAAUUAGUCAUUAAAAUGAAGAAGAAUUUAAGAUAAAUAAAAUGGAGGUGAAGGUAAUCCAGACCUAUUGAAAAAAACUUCAAUUUCAAUACAUUAUUCGUAAGAAUUUAAGAAAAGGAACAAUGAGAAGUUGCAAAAGAUGGGAGAGCCAAACAUAAUGGACACAGGAAAAAUGUGAUAAACUAACCACAUAGAAGGGUGGUUUUAAAAACUUAAUAAAGUGAAUAUAUUCCCUUCUUAACUUGAAAGCAAAAUAAAAUGGAAAUGAGAACAGUUAUAAUAAAAAGCAUUAAGCAUAUUAGGUGAGAUGCUUCCUUUAAGGAUGGCAGGGCAGGUAAAUGCCAUGCUCGCCUCCUCCAAGACCACAUCAAAAUCACUAAACUACAGAACAGCCAUCAUUGAGAAUCACCGGAAGGCUAGUUGAACCAAAGUCCUACGACUAAGGACACAUAGAAGAAGCCACAUGGAGACUGGUAGGAGGGGUAGAAAUGCAGAACAGGCUGGUCCAACAUCCAUGUGUGGUGGUUAAGAUGUGGGAGGGAUCUCUCAGCUGCAGACCUCUGAGAGAGAUCUCUCACAGGGAUCUCUCUGAGGAGGGUGGGCACCCAGCCCCACACCAGGCACCCUAGUCCAAAGCUCCAGUUCCGGGGAGAAAAGUCUCCAGAAUACCUGGCUGUGAAAACCAGUGGAGAUUGUGGCCGAGUGAGACGGAGGGCAGCUGGAUUCCCAGGCGUUCCUCUCAAAGACACCACACGUGGACUUACCGCUAACAGACUCUUUCGCUCUGAGCUCCAGUGCUCCAGGGACAUACAGGGGAGGAACUGAAUUGUCUGGCUUCAGAGUGAAGGCUGGAGGGGUAGCACCCUACAGAGGGAAGUGCUGGCAGAAGCCAUUGUUCCUUGGUUGUGCCCUCUCCCCAACUAGCCUGGAGGUGAAGGAGGGUGCCAUACCUGAAUCUCCAUCAACCUUGCUAACGCCGAUCACCCUACCUUGGUGAUUCUCUGAGACCCCUUUCCCCCAACUUGCAGGCCCACCCAGGCCACUUCCAGUGGCGUUUCUGUAUGAAUGUCCUGUCUUGGCUUAUGCUUUGGAUUUUCUUAAAAUCUCUCAAAGGUUCACAAACUCCAAACGAGCAGCAUCUGUCCUUGGUGUGCUUUGUGCCUCUUGCUGAGCAGCUCCAAGCCCACACUAGCAGCAGCCGGCCUCCGUUCACAGCUUAGCCUCUUCCAGGCACCACCAAGCCCAGCACAAGCAGCAACCAUCUGCAGAUCC